This is a messenger RNA of Acanthisitta chloris (rifleman), 1577 nucleotides long. RefSeq names its product serpin peptidase inhibitor, clade F (alpha-2 antiplasmin, pigment epithelium derived factor), member 2 (gene SERPINF2). Gene Ontology annotation, molecular function: serine-type endopeptidase inhibitor activity. Gene Ontology annotation, biological process: negative regulation of fibrinolysis; negative regulation of endopeptidase activity. NCBI's taxonomy places the organism in Eukaryota, Metazoa, Chordata, Aves, Passeriformes, Acanthisittidae. The record is from RefSeq and is a predicted model, not a curated record. The transcript is spliced from 8 exons. Bases 1 to 1542 code for a protein of 513 amino acids.
AUGGUGUUCCUCUGGGGUCUGCUCUGCCUAUCUGCUCUGCACAGCCUCCUAAGGUUUUCUUCAGCACAUGCUAUUGACCAAAAGCAGCUCUUCCUAGACAAAUAUGGGAAUCUGAGGGAUUUGAAAAGUGCUGGAAUCGCACACUCUGAUCUGCUGGGAGCCAACCCAACCCUGCCAGAUGCAAAGGUGGUCGAAUUUACUUAUGACAGCUUCCAGGAGAUUGAUGGAUCCAUGUCACCCUUCUCCACCACCACACCAGGCAUGAGGGAUGACUGGAGCACAGAAGAUGAAGCCGUAGCUGGGGCCGGAGGCUGCCCUGGGAAAAUUGCCUCUUCUGAAGAGGAAGGAGAGGCUGAAGACAAAAGCUGUGAGAUGACUUGGAAAAAGACCCAGAGGGUGGCAGAUGGCUUGAUGAAAUUCAGUAUUGAUCUCCUGCGAGAGGUCCAGCUGGAGUCCAACAGAGCCAACGUGAUCCUGUCGCCCCUCAGCAUCGCCCUCGCCCUGUCUCACCUGGCACUGGGAGCAGCAAAUCAGACAGAGAAGCAUUUGCUGGAGGUGAUGCACCUGGAGUCAGUGCCCUGUCUCCACCACAUGCUGGGCACCCUUCGCAGAAGGCUCACAGAGUCCACCCUCAGCCUUGCAGCCCGUCUGUACCUGCAGAAAGGAUUUGAGGUGAAAGAGAUGUUCCUGGAGGAGUCAGAGAAAUUUUAUGGAGCAAAGCCCAUGACCCUUUCUGGGAUCAGUGAGAAUGACCUUGAAGCCAUAAACAACUGGGUAAAGGAAGUGACUCAUGGACAAAUACCCACCUUCCUAGACGAGCUCCCUGAAAGCACAGUGAUGCUCUUGCUCAAUGCAAUCCAUUUCCAUGGAUUUUGGAGGACUAAGUUUAAUGCUAGCUUCACUGGGCCAGAUGUAUUCCACCUUGGCAAUGAGUUUGUGGUCCCAGUGGAGAUGAUGAAAGCUCACAUGUACCCCCUGAGCUGGUUUACACUGGAGUCCCAGGACAUUCAGGUGGCCAAGUUUCCCUUUAAGAGUAACAUGAGUUUUGUGGUCAUUGUACCAAACCAGUAUACUUGGAAUUCCUCUGAUGUGCUGGAGAACUUCUCUUACAAAGGACUCUGCAGGCAUUUCCCCAAGGAGGUGCCCACCACAGUGAAGAUCCCCAAAAUAAAAUUGGACUACCAGCUGGAACUCAACAAGAUUCUCAGUCAAAUGGGCCUCCAGGAGCUGUUCACAAGCCCAAAUCUCCAAAAGAUCUCAGAUGAGCCUCUCUUUGUAUCCAGUAUACAGCAUCAGUCUACCAUGGAGCUUAAAGAAGAUGGGGUGGAAGCAUCUGCUGCUACCAGUGUCAUGCUGUCACGCUCAGUCUCUGCCUUCAGCCUUGACCGCCCCUUUGUCUUCAUUAUCUUUGAAGAUGAAACAGGCAUCCCACUUUUUAUAGGCAGUGUCCAGAACCCCAACCCCAGUGCUACUCCCCAGAUCCAAGACGCACAGGACUCACAUGAAAAAACAGAUGGCAAAGAGUACCACAUUCCCAAAUAGGAGAGGAGCAGAGCCUAAGUGUUCUGGGACCGCUA